Molecule: messenger RNA, 1752 nt
Organism: Abrus precatorius (Indian licorice)
Lineage: Eukaryota; Viridiplantae; Streptophyta; Magnoliopsida; Fabales; Fabaceae
Product: pectinesterase/pectinesterase inhibitor-like
Exons: 2
Coding region: 4-1752 (582 amino acids)
Biological process (GO): cell wall modification
Molecular function (GO): pectinesterase inhibitor activity; pectinesterase activity
Source: RefSeq, a predicted model, not a curated record
GCCAUGGUUGGCAUCUCUUCCGUCCUCCUUGUGGCUAUGGUGGCUGCCGUGGCUGUUAGCUUAACCCACAGAGGCGCAACCUUAGAUGGAAACGAUCACCUCCAUAGUUCUCAAAGGACCAACGUGGACAUUCUUUGCCAACCAACACAGUACCAAGAAACCUGCAAGAAAAGCCUCGAAAAAUCAUCUGAAACCGCAAACAUGAAAGAGCUCAUAAAAACCGCGUUCAAUGCCACAGCUAUUGAGCUUUUAAACCACAUAAACAACUCCACCCUCUAUCAAGAGUUGGCCAAGGACAACAUGACAAGACAAGCCAUGGAUAUUUGUAAAGAAGUGUUGGAUUAUGCUGUUGAUGGCAUUCAUAAAUCUGUCGACACUUUGGACAAGUUUGAGUUAAGCAAGGUGAGUGAGUUUGCUUAUGAUCUCAAGGUUUGGCUCACUGGGUCACUCUCUCACCAACAAACUUGUUUGGAUGGUUUUGUGAACACAACCACAAAUGCUGGGGAGACUAUGGCUAAGGUUAUGAACACUUCUUUGGAACUUAGUAGCAAUGCUGUGGAUAUAGUCAAUGGGGCUUCUGAGUUUUUCAAGGAACUUAACCUUACCACAAAGGGUAAUAGGAAGCUUCUCUCUCUUGUUGGUGGUGGUUUUCCUUCGUGGGUUAGUGAAGGGCAACGAAGCCUUCUCGAAGUUGGGCCUGGAGAUGUUAAGCCCAAUGUGCUUGUGGCCCAAGAUGGGAGUGGCCAGUUUAAAACACUCGCUGAUGCUCUCAAAACUGUUCCCCCAAACAAUGCACAGCCGUUUGUGAUUUAUGUCAAAGCUGGUGUGUACAAUGAGAUUGUGAAUGUGGCCAAGGAAAUGACCCAUGUCACUGUUAUUGGAGAUGGUCCCACUAAGACCAUUUUCACCGGUAGCUUGAACUAUGUCGAUGGUUUCCUAGUUUACAACACAGCUACCUUCGGCGUUAAUGGUGACUAUUUCAUUGGCAAGAACAUUGGUUUCGAGAACACAGCAGGAUCGGAGAAGCGGCAAGCAGUGGCACUUCGAGUGACCACAGACCACGCCGCAUUCUACAAUUGUAAAAUUGAUGGGUUCGAAAACAGCCUCUACGCCCAAUCGCAACGUCAAUUCUACCGCGAUUGCACAAUCAGUGGCACAGUUGACUUUGUCUUUGGGGAUGCAUUUGGAGUCUUCCAAAAUUGCAAUCUAACGGUGAGAAAACCUUUGGAUAACCAGCGGUGCACCGUCACAGCAAGCGGGAGAACAACACCGAACAGCCCCAGCGCCCUCGUGUUCCAAAGUUGCCACUUCACGGGAGAUGCUGACGUGGCAACAUUGACCCCCAAAAUAGCGUACCUUGGAAGGCCUUGGAAGCCUUACUCUAAGGUUGUCAUCAUCGACUCUCUGAUUGACAACAUAUUUUCCCCCGAAGGAUACAUCGCAUGGAUGGGAAGGGCGUUUAUGGACACGUGUACGUUUUUUGAGUACAAUAACAAAGGUGCUGGUGCUGACACGUCAGCAAGAGUUAAGUGGCCAGGUGUUAGGACCAUAAGUUCUGUUGAAGCAGGGGAUUAUUAUCCUGGGAGAUUCUUUCAACUUGCUAAUUCAACCGAACGUGAUGCUUGGAUCGUUGAUUCUGGGGUACCCUACUCCCUUGGCCCCAUUGUGACUGUGACUGCCCAAGCCCAAGCCCAAGCCCAAAGUCCUAUACCCACUGUGUUAGUAAAAGGAGAAAGCAAAACGCAUGCUUGA